AUGACGCAGGAGGGCUGGCCGCACGCCGUGACAGCCGCGCAGGCCGCGGGCCUCCUCACGCCGCCAGUCGCGGCUCUGGCGCUUCUUCUUGUGCUACUCCGCGUCGUGUACAAGCCGCACGAUGCGUCCUUCCACCUCGACAAGCACGCCAACUACGGGUCUCUGAGUGACUUCAGCGAGACCGAGUCAGACGCGGACGACAUCAUCUACGCUGGCGAGGUGGCGGGCGACUAUAGUGCGCCCUGGACGGCUACGUUCGACCUCGCCUUCGUCGCUGGCAUGGCCGUUGGCGCUGUCGCCCUCUCGAUCACAACGUCUAUCGUGCAGCCGCGUCUCUUUACCGACUCGGGCUUCUGGCUUUCGCAGCUCGUCAAGAUCUUGUGCAUGCUGGUCGUCUCGACGCUCGGCGGGCUUGUCUGUCGCUUCUUCUGCAUCGUGGACGACCAUGGCUAUGUCAUGACGACGCGCAACUCGGUUUUCAAGGUCAACUACACGCGCAAGCUGCAGCACUUUGCAGCGUAUUUGAUCCCGCUGCUUCGUCCUAUCGUGCGCGCCACGGCAGCGCCGACGCUCGAGAUGGCGUGGGCGUACUACUGCACGCUCGCGUGUUUUCUCCUUCUCAUCAAGCCGCUGCGCGAGCGGUCGCGGCUCUGCAUGCUGCAGUUCAACGCGCUCGAUCGGCCCGAGGACCGCCCGCAUACGCUGAAGUGGCUCAUCGCGGGUAACUUGGUGCCUGGGUUUGGUCUCGUGACGCUCUUCUCCGCCGUCUUUGAGAACGUCAGCUUCCUCCUCCUCAUCGUACUCAUCGUGUGCAUUGGCGACGGCCUCGCAGAACCCGUGGGCAUUGCGUUCGGGCGACACAAGUACUUGACCUCGAGCUGCCUCUCGCAACGGCGCUACACGCGCAGCUUCGAGGGCAGUGCUGUGGUCUUUCUCAGUACGCUCACGCUGCCUGCCGUCAUGUAUGCCAGCUUUGCGUCGCCGACGCAGGUGUUUGCCACGAUGGCGCUCUUGCCGCCGGUCGUGACGUACGCGGAAGCCAAGUCGCCGCACACGGUCGACACGCCGAUUUUAAUGCUGCCGCUGGCACGCUCUUGCACGUAG
Messenger RNA from Saprolegnia parasitica CBS 223.65, 1104 nucleotides. RefSeq lists its product as hypothetical. The record is from RefSeq and is a predicted model, not a curated record. The coding region runs from base 1 to 1104 and encodes 367 amino acids. NCBI's taxonomy places the organism in Eukaryota, Oomycota, Saprolegniomycetes, Saprolegniales, Saprolegniaceae. The transcript has 4 exons.